This is a messenger RNA of Tachysurus vachellii, 2433 nucleotides long. It is a transcript of the gene rassf10b, whose product is annotated as Ras association domain family member 10b. The transcript has a single exon. The coding region runs from base 216 to 1580 and encodes 454 amino acids. The record is from RefSeq and is a predicted model, not a curated record. NCBI's taxonomy places the organism in Eukaryota, Metazoa, Chordata, Actinopteri, Siluriformes, Bagridae. Gene Ontology annotation, biological process: signal transduction.
AGCUCGCGACCAGGAGACGCGGUGCGAAUUAUGCGCGCGCUCAGUCACAUGCUCGCGGAGGUUUAAAAGUUCUCUGACUUUUAAAACAGUUUGCAUUUUUAAAGAUCCUUUUUUAACAGGAUUUAUGCAUAGUUUUGUUUCUACUGAAACUACUACUGGGAGAUUUCUGCGUGAUUUCUGGCAGUGCACAAAACUUCUGAUCUGGAGUCUCAGAGAUGGAGUCUGAGGAAAGCAAAAUUUCAGUGUGGGUUUGUCGUGAAGAGAAGAUCGUGUCGGGUUUGUGUAAGCGCACGACGUGUGCGGACGUAAUUAAAGUCCUGCUGGUGGAACAAAAUUUGCACGGGCGCGCGUCCGCGUCAGCGCGCUCUUAUUGCAUUGUGGAGAAGUGGCGCGGAUUCGAGCGCGUUUUGCCCAACAAGACUAAAAUACUGCGCUUGUGGAAUGCAUGGGGUGAAGAGCAGGAAUAUGUCCGAUUCGUGCUCGUCAAGCAGGACGCGUCCUUGGGCAGCAGCGCGCCACGCAGUGCCGAGGCGCGACUCGUGCCCAGCCGGCAGAACCCGUGCGCGCGCGAGGGCACUGUGCGCCAAGCCACCAUGGCACUGUCGCCCGAGAAGCAACGGCGCGUGGUCCGAAAGGCGUUCAGAAAGCUCGAACGGAUCAAUAAGAAGCGCGCGCGGGCACAGUGCAAGGAUGUGGAGAGAAUGGAGACCCUCGUGCAUCUGGUGGUCUCGCAGGACCACACCAUCAGGCAGCAGGUGGAGCGCAUUCAGGAGCUGGACCGCGAGAUCGAACUCUAUGAGGCUAAGGUGCACCUGGACAGGGUAAGGGAACAUGGCGCCAACUACGUCCAGGAGACCUACAUGGUGGAAGGAGCUGCAUCCCGGCAUUCACACCCCAGCGAUGGAAAGCAAACUCUUGCCCAGUUGGAGGAGUACAUCCGAAAGUGUGAGGAGGUGAUAAGGCUGCAGGAAGAUCUUACUGAUCGCCAAGUUCUGCUGGACAGCAUAACCAGAGAUAUCCAGGAGGAGCUAAACCAGAGGUGGAUGAAGCGGAGACAGGAGGAGCUGGCUAAUAAGGAUUUUGGAAAUGACAGCACGCUCAGGGUUAUAAAUCAAACGUGGGAAAUAAAUGCAUGUGAAAUGCUUCCAAAGGUGUCACUUGAGGAUGAUUUGCUCUUAGAGGAGGAGCGGAUUAGGACUCAACUUGACGCGAGUUUGUACAUUGGCCUUAGGCUAAGUACGGAUUUAGAAACUGCUAGAAACGACCUGAACUUGGUGCAGGAGAUCUGGAGGGGAAGAGACAAAGAACUAAAGGAUUUGCUUGAAAAAGUGGACUCACUCGAUUUAGAGGAAGAGGAGGAAGAAGAGGAGGAGGAGGAGGAGGAAAGGUGCGACAUGCUUAAGGACACUGAUAGAGUAAAUGAUGAAGACACAGCAAGUGGUCAUGGUGCAUGGGUUGAGCAGGCCAGAGGACUUGCUGCUAAAGCAUGUAGCACUAAUGAUGACGAUUCAGACACAGGUCUCAGUUCCAUGCACAGCCAAGACUCGGACAUUUCCCCUGUUUUCGAGUCUCUUGUAUAGCAGCACACACAGGGACUGGGAAUUUCCCCAGAGCUGAAUUAAUACAUGAAGAGAGUUUGUAUUUAUAAACAUCUGGACUGAAAUAGACUCAGUACGAUUUUAAUAAACCACUGGAGAUUUUGUUGUAUUGUGUAUAAUCACCACCUGGACCCCUUAGUCCUGUUGUUUAUGUAACAUAAAAACACUAAUUAUAAAAUUGCUGACAAAUGUGCACUUAGUUAUUAGUGUUAGGCAACUGCAUUGAUCAUAGAUUUUUUUUUUGUUCCUGCACCACAUUUUAAUGUCAACUAACUCAGUGUUAAUUUGUCCAUAGAUUUGAGAGUGAUUGUUACACCAAAGACACUUACUUUGAACCAUUCCAAUUUUAAAAGGCUGGUGGAGUUUGUGUUUAAUAAUUAAAGCCCAAUAUUAAUUGUAAAGAGCAAACAAAUUGGUAGAAUGUUUAUGAAACCUGUAUUUUAAGUCAAAUAAACCCUAUAAAUCCAGAUGUAGUUGUGCUCUAGAUUAUUUAAUUUGUUCAUAAAAAUCGUAUGUAGUCUUAGUCAUUAAACUAGCAGUGAGGGGUUUAUCUUUGACUCUGGGAUUCUGUCUAAUUUUCAGUUGUCAAAUUCAGUUUGGAAAGCAUGAAAUUCUGAUAAUGUGGUGCAAUGUAGAGAAAAUUGUAACAGUGAAUCAGCAGUGUGAUUGGUUCUCAGCUGAUCUUAGAUAAGCCGAGGAUAGCGGCUCCAAGUGAGGACACUAGAGUGUGGAAAGAGAACUAACAAAGUUAAUUAACCAUUGCCACCAAAUUCUGUUGACAGGUAUAGAAUGUGCAUAUUAUUGGUUAACAUUUAACAUGCUUACGACAUAAAAA